Molecule: messenger RNA, 3556 nt
Organism: Copidosoma floridanum
Lineage: Eukaryota; Metazoa; Arthropoda; Insecta; Hymenoptera; Encyrtidae
Product: membralin
Biological process (GO): response to endoplasmic reticulum stress; positive regulation of ERAD pathway
Cellular component (GO): endoplasmic reticulum
Source: RefSeq, a predicted model, not a curated record
UUGUUUUAUUAUUGUCUUCAUAAUUUUCUCAUCAUAUCUCAUGAAGCACUUUUAUUUCCGUGAUAAUUUAGUAUAAAGGUUACGACUUUUUCAUGAUGGUAUAAAUUUUAAUUCAAUAUAUACUCGGGUUGAUGCUUGAGGGAAUAGUUUUUUUACUGAUAAACGCGUUUUUAAGACACUGAAUUCGCAACAACAGCUGUUUUGCGUGCUAGUUCCUUUACGUAAAAGGAUAACUUGUAGCAUACACACACAUACAAGAGUGUAAAUAUGUUUUUGUGCGUUGCAAAAUUGACGGGGAACGUGUUUUGCCAUAAAUAGAUUGAUCUGCUUGUCGUGACUGUGUUGGGUGCUUUUUUUUUCCUCAAGUUAAUCGAGAUGCCCAUAUAGGGAGCUUACCAAGAAAAUCUGACUGGAGAUGUUGAACCACACAGUAAAAGGUUCGAGUGCAAGAGGAUUUUCUACCUAUCAAAUAAGUAGAACAAACUGAUCAGUACACAUUGGCAGUUGCACCAACAUUCAGUUACCAGGAUGCCACAGGUAGACGUUGCGGCUAUGCCACUAGGUAACAAUCAGAAUAUUGGUGUGGCAGACAACAAUCACAAUCUGGCAGCGGCUAUUGGACCUGUUAUAAACAACAACAUGAACAGGCCCAGGAAUAAUAACAAUCAAAAUCCCCUGUUUAGCGUGAGGGACAGGCUCUUUCAUGCUCUUUUUAUCAAAUCUGCUUUGCUCUAUGCUAAAACUUUCCCAAGGCCUGUUAGACGGAUGAUAGAGUUUUUUGUUUUAUUAAAGGCAAUAAUGGCAUUUUUUGUGCUGGUUUACAUACACGUGGUAUUUUCGCGUACGCCGGCUAAUUGCUUGGAGCACGUGAGAGACGACUGGCCUCGUGACGGCAUACUCAGGGUGGAAAUCCUGAGAAAUGCAGGUGAAGAUUAUAGCGUUGAAAAAAGUUACGCGAAGGAGGAAAAGCUGCGCCAAGAGAAAGUUGACGAUUUGAGUGGUGUGUUAGGAAUAUUGGCCGGAGAUGGAUUUAUAAAUAUUGAACCAUCAGCCGUUGAAAGUGAACAGGAUAAUCGCUCAGAUGGUGAGGGUUUGCAGAAUUUAACUCUGUCCGAAGAAGAGCUUAAUCUAAGGGAUACAACAUCAGACAUCUUGCAUAACUACAGUGCAGCAGAAGCUGCUUCUAGUCCUUUUUUGUCUACGCAAUUCUGGGGUGGAUAUAGCGUAGAAAGUUUUGAUGAACCAAGUUCCACGCUUAUGGAGAUUCAAGAAAAUGGCACGAUGGAAGAAAGUAAGUCGUCAAUCCAAGAUAAUAUAAUACAGCCUCUAAAGGACCAAGUAUCGGAAGUCGAGAAAAUGGUCAAAGCAGUUUUUUCAGAGGAUGAGUACAUUGUGGAAUACUCGCUAGAGUAUGGAUUUCUGCGUCUGUCGCCAGCUGCACGCCAGAAACUCAACAUUCCAGUGAAAAUUGUUACUUUGGAUCCGGCAACUGACAAGUGCUUUGGUGAUUCCUUCUCUCGAUUGAUUCUCGAUGAGUUUUUGGGCUAUGAUGAUCUCUUGAUGGCUAGCAUAAAGACGCUCGCUGAGCACGAGGACAACAAGGGUUUCUUGAGGAAUGUCGUCACUGGAGAGCACUAUCGUUUCGUAAGCAUGUGGAUGUCAAGGUCUGCAUACAUAGCUGCUUUUUUCAUCAUGAUCAUUUUCACGGUAUCCAUUUCCAUGCUGCUGCGCUACUCCCACCAUCAGAUCUUCGUAUUUAUUGUGGAUCUGUUGCAAAUGUUGGAAUUCAACGCCAGCGUGUCAUUCCCGGCAGCUUCUCUUCUUACUGUGAUUUUGGCUUUGGUCGGUAUGGAAGCCAUAAUGUCCGAAUUCUUCAACGACACUUCAACGGCAUUUUAUAUUAUGCUGAUCGUCUUUAUCGCCGAUCAGUAUGACGCAGUUUGUUGUCACACGCCGAUUACCAAAAGGCACUGGUUAAAGUUUUUCUAUUUAUACCACUUCACGUUUUAUGCUUAUCAAUACCGCUUCAACGGACAAUACAGCAGCUUGGCCCUCGUGACAUCUUGGCUCUUUAUCGAGCACUCCAUGAUCUACUUCUUUCACCAUUACGAGCUGCCGAUGAUUCUGCAGCAGGCGCAGCUACAGCAGCUGAUCUAUCGGAAUCAUGGUCAAUCAGCCCAGCCAGUGCCGCCCCAGCAGCAGCCACCGGCGACCCCGUCUACGACGCCGGCCGGUGAGGCAGCCCAGCAAAGCUCGCAACAGAGGCAACAGGAUGCCCCAUCUCAGCGGGACUACAUCAGCGAUUUGUCCCGUAUCGAGAAUCUAGGUGGCGGUGUCACGCAGUUCGUGUUCCAGGUUCGACAGCCCGAGCCACCGACGAGCGCAUCGAGCGGAGCGUCGAGUACAACGUCGACGCCUACCACUACACCUUCGGAGUCGUCGUCCGCGAGCAGCGAGGCAGGAUUGACUGCGACGAAAAGCUCAGCCCCGGUCGUGUCGACUUCGGGACUCGAGACACCCUCGCUGAGCGAGGCCUCGUCCUCGGAAAGUUUCGAGGUCAUCGAGCCCUCGGAAACCAACGUCGGUGCACCGCAGCAACCGAUAGACAAUAGUAGCAGUAGCGUCAGCACGGACUGUUAAAGAAGUAGAAUAUAAACAUAAAAAAAAAGGAACGAGCGUGUUUUUCUUUUUUUUUCUUUUCGUCCAGAUAAGUAAACGAGAUGGAUACUUUUUUUUUUCGAUCGUGUUGGAUCGCUUGGUGUGGAGUGGACGAGUACGGUAGAAAUUACGUGUAAGUAGGUUGUCGGGUGUACCUCUUGACGAGUUUCGAGGCUGAACUCGAAUUAAAAACAAAAAAAGGCAAAGAAAAAAAAAAAAUUUAAGUGAACAUACGUAGAGUGCAAAAAAAGUAAAUGACUCUCGAGCGAAAAUGUGUAUAUUAUUAUGAGUAAUUUAUUGUAAGGCGUUCCCUGUCGUUUUUCUUAUUAAUGCUCCUAUAUCGUUACUCUUUCACCCUAUUGCAGUUUGUCUAUUAUGUAAUGUACACCCAUUUUACUGUAAUUUUCCUCGAAUAGUUGUUUUGUAAGUUCCGUUUUAUUAACAAAAUUUUGGAAAAGUAACAAUAAUGAUAUGAUUAGAAUAAUUAGUAUGGCGAAAAAUGUGAUUAUUGUUUGUUCAAGUGAUGAAAUAAAUGGCGCUUGAUUGUUAUUUAUUAAAUUCUUUUAUAAAAGUGGUUUGUCAAGCAUUAUGCAUAAUAGAUGAAACAAUACCAUAAAAAAAUACAUUUAAUAUCGAAAAAACAUAAACAGUGAGCAAAUAAUAAAUAGUAGCGAAAAUUUUUUUCCAUUAACGUGUUUGAUCUCGGUUAAGACUUUACAUAGAACAUUAUCAUGUUUACUAAUGUGAGAACACACUUUAUAUGUACUGUACAGCGAUGGCAGAAUUUUAACGCAUAUAACAUAUUUAUACGUUCGUACGUAUAUGUGUUUUGUUCAAUUCAAUUAUGGAAAAAGGCAAACAAAGAAAUUUUUAUUAUUUUCCCUGUUUUCUUGUAAGU